Aspergillus glaucus CBS 516.65 is the source of this 582-nucleotide messenger RNA. RefSeq lists its product as uncharacterized. Lineage: Eukaryota; Fungi; Ascomycota; Eurotiomycetes; Eurotiales; Aspergillaceae. The transcript has 2 exons. Bases 1 to 582 code for a protein of 193 amino acids. The record is from RefSeq and is a predicted model, not a curated record.
AUGGAGGCUCUGAGACCCCGUGGUGGUGGUAUAUCACACGCGUCACCCCCCGGAGUGGGCAACGUGGCCUCCCAAUUCGCGGAAACACAAGAUAUGCCAGUCACCCCAACGCCAACCCGCUGGCGAUCUGGGAACGCGAUGCAACCUGGAAUUAAUGAAGGCAGCAUGGAGAGUAUGAGCGUGGAUGAAAAUGAAGGCCAGGAGCGCGGGCGACCUGGGGGAUCCAGCCGGGGCCCCAGCCGGGCCAGCGAGGCUAGAAGUGGAAUCAGACAACGAAAGGUCCUACAAAAGUCAUUGAUUGGUAGGUCAAAGCACCAGUCUUCCCUACUGGAUGCGAGCAAGCACGCCCAGGUGUUAGUAGGGGCCCUAGAAGCAGCCCAAACACAGCAACAGGAAAUGUACCAGGCGGUCCUAGAACAAGUGCAAGCACACAUGGCAGAGGAGCUAUCCAACUGGAAAGCAGAACAACAACUCCAUGAAGGAAUCUAUCUUGAGCGAAUCACAAAUCUGGAACUGGAAGUCAGCAAGCUUCCAAGAUACACCGGCAACCAAUGCCCAAUUGAGUCAAAUGAACCGGCAUGA